AUCACGGGCAUCACUAUGGGUGGCGGAGUAUUCAAGUUUUGCUCGGCGGUAACGGAAAAAAGCAGCAUGACGGCAUCUUCGUCAGGCCACAACAGCGGACAGUUCUCCAGCUUCGUCCCAGCUCCGUCCGUCCCAUCGUCCACUACGCUUCACUGGCCGCUACUGUUGGCCGCCAAUUGCGUGGUGGGCUGUUUCCUGGCGGCCCUGGCCAUCGGCUACACAUUUUUUCUCACCUGGGACAAACAAAUGAUACUCAACUUCCUCACUAAUAAAGGUGACAGCAACGAUCACCUGAUCAUGAACGAAACAUACGACUACUCUUCUUCUGCUCCACCUGCACCAGCCAACAAUGAGAGGUGUAAACCGCUCUGCAGCCGUUGCAAAAACUCAAAAAAUUGUUCCGCCACUCUCAUAAAUUCUUUAGUCACUAACAAGAACUUUGAAGUUAAUAGGAGUCUAGCUCCUUACCCGUGCUGUCACCAGAUCGAGUACUGCUGCAACAACCCAACUGUAAGCCAGCAUAAGAGUCAUUGCAAUCCUCACGCCGAGGUGCAUAAUUUCUCACAGAAUGGGAAGAAACAAACAAGUUAUAAAAACAAUUCUUCCUUCAACGAUCACCGCAUGCGCUGCAGUCAAUGCCCUUGGGAUCAGGCAAUUCAUUUUAACAGCGCCUCGUACCCACAAUCUGCUAGCCUCAUAUUUGAUGUAAAGGCUCCUGCACCGUAUACAGGAGACACCACACAGAAGUUCUGGACUGUAGAUGGUCAUGCAAAUGCAACCCAAGCGGCGCCCCAGAACUUGGGCUACUCUAAUCAUUUUGGUCACAUUCACAAUGAAGAAUUAUCUACAGUUUCUAUAGAUUUACGUGCAGGCAAGGAACCUGCGCAUAAACAUGAAAGCUUCAGUUAUAAAUUUUGUGACGAUCCCAUAUGCCAACAAGAACAACUGAGAUUCCACAGACAAAAAUCCCUGGUCAACAGAAAGCUUCACAAUGAUGUUGAAGCAGAGUUUCAGUUGCGUCGUACUCGUGAAUUAAAUCCAUUUAAAGAGGCUUGUGCCAGAGAUUCGAGCUGGAAUAAUUAUUCCGAAAAUAGCAAUAUAUCUAGUGGAAAUCACGAACACAUGUACAGCAACAUCAUGAUGGAGAACUACAUGACAUCCAUGAGCUCAAUACACCGCCCCCCAGCAGACUAUAGCAGUUACCCCUGCAAGCCGUCUCAUUGCAGCAGUCACUGCGCAUGUGCUCAGCGAGCGCCGUAUUAUUCAUUUCGUCAGGCCGAUUGGGACCAAUCCAUUCAGCCGAGCCGCAAGCAGAGAUACGCAGAAGAAUAUUUUUUAGAUACUGAAAAAUCCACAGAAUUGAAUUUCUCGCAGGCUCCGCUACCCGGCUUUCGAUACAAUUGUUCUACCCUACCUGCAAAGUUUUCAGCCAAGCAUUCGAAUUUCCUAGAAGAAGAUAGAAGUCAAGAAAUGACGCGAGAAUUCAAGUCUUGCGUGAACAUCACAGAAGUUUCUGUGGGAUCGCUUGAUCUCAUUAAAAGCAGUCGCUUGAACAGCUAUCCACGUAGGAACUACAGCGCACCUUCCUUGAAAGCCAAAAUUGACGAAUUCGAUAAAAGAAAAUUAGUAAAGACUGUGAAAUUUAUCACGCCGCAUGACGAAGACGAAGAUGAAGAUGAUGAGGAUUCAGACUCUGAUUAUUACAUAAAGAGAACUCCUUCGAAAAAUGUCAAAGACAUCAAAAGAGUUUAUCUGCCGGCAGACGGCAGCUCACCCAUCAGGGAGCUCUGUAGCAGCAGCAGCACUUAUCGCUAA
This is a messenger RNA of Hyalella azteca, 1815 nucleotides long. RefSeq lists its product as uncharacterized. Lineage: Eukaryota; Metazoa; Arthropoda; Malacostraca; Amphipoda; Hyalellidae. Bases 16 to 1815 code for a protein of 599 amino acids. The transcript has 2 exons. The record is from RefSeq and is a predicted model, not a curated record.